Messenger RNA from Gloeophyllum trabeum ATCC 11539, 1133 nucleotides. RefSeq lists its product as uncharacterized. The coding region runs from base 7 to 984 and encodes 325 amino acids. The record is from RefSeq and is a predicted model, not a curated record. Lineage: Eukaryota; Fungi; Basidiomycota; Agaricomycetes; Gloeophyllales; Gloeophyllaceae. The transcript has 5 exons. Gene Ontology annotation, biological process: transmembrane transport; nucleotide transport.
ACCGCCAUGUUCUUCCUGGGCUUCUUCGAUAUACUCGUUCUCGCCCUGUCCUUAGGGAUACUGUUGCUCAUUACUGUCCCUCUGACCGGAACGCUAGUGCGAUUCCGGGCCAAUUACAAUCCGAAAGGUCUGCAGCUAGAUGCUGAAGGGGGCGCGCAACCACAUACAGGCCCCAUGGUCACCACUUACUUUGGUAUGAUGCGAAGGGUGCUACGGAUCGAGGGCUGGGCUGGAAUGUACAAGGGCUUCAUGCCUACUUUACUAUCAGCCCUCUUACUUACGUUGUUUGCGGUUGGCUUUCUCGGAGAGUCGCCCUCAAGUCCCCGUCGUACAGGAUUGUACCAUGGCCCUUCUGCCGGAAUCAUACCAACUCUGAUUUACAGCAUCUUUGACAUGCUUGUUUCUCUGCCAGCUGUGGUCAUCACAUACCGUUCCGUCACUACUCCACACAAGCUACCCUGGUUCAAACCAAUGGUCUCUCUGCGUGUCCUUCUCACUCCGACCGAAAGGCGCAAACCCUGGAUGCUAUACUUAACUCCCGGCCUUAUGCUUACUCAAGCUGUGCAUAUCACUUACGUUGUCGUAUUCCUGCGCCCCCUUGGUAGGCUUAUCCUACCUCGUCAAGAAGGCUCAGCUGUACCAGACUUCUCCCUCUGGCGCCUGGCACUCUAUCUUGUCCUUGUGCUUUUCAGCACGGGUAUAUUGACCCCAUUGGAAGUGAUUGCCACGAGAUUAGCCAUCCAACGUAAUCACGCCUCACCGGAGUUCAACUCCGUCUCGCAAGAGGAGGAAGGGGACGCCGAAGAAGUCGCUGAGUACGCUGGCGCUGAAGAAGAUGUCAUCGGACUCCGAAGUGAAGCAGACCCUUACAUGGGUAUGGUUGAUUGCGCUAGAAGCAUUGUGAAUGAGGAAGGCUGGACAGCCUUGUAUCGUGCUUGGUGGCUAACUCUACUGGGCGGCCUGGCAGCCGCUGGUUCGUCGUAGAAUCUGGUAUACGAGUUACUCAUUCUCCUUCCCGCAUUAUCAAGAGAAAUACUCAUGUCCACAUGUAAUGAUCUCGCUACGCUGUUGAACACGUUGUAUUGUUGGUUGCAAGACUUUAACGAUAGUGCACUAAGGCUCACAAUACUGCC